GAAGUCUGGGAAGCAGCCUGCAAGCCCACCCAGCUGCACUUCACCUUGCAGGCACCUCCCUUACUGACAGGGAUGCUGGGGAUGUGUUUGCUUACAGUGCGUGACAACAAAGAUGAGCACCUGAAUCCUGAAGACAAGAACGUAGAAGAUGGCUCAUUUGACUACAGUGAUGAAGACAACAAACCACUGCCCAACAGCCAGACGUCCCUGGAUGGCACAAUAAAGCAGCAGGAGAGCGACGACAGCUUGGUGGACUACGGAGAGGGUGGGGAAGGGCAGUUCAACGAGGACGGCUCCUUCAUUGGCCAGUACACAGUGAAAAAGGACAAGGAGGAGACAGAAGGCAACGAGAGCUCGGAAGCCACAUCCCCAGUCAAUGCUAUCUAUUCGUUAGCAUAGCGCAACGCAAAGGGACCACGAACAGCCUAUGGGGCUCGUAGUGGCUGGGGGUUAAAGAGCCACCACCACCACUGCCUCCAACUCAACAUACGAAUGAAAACCAACCAAUGACACACACACACACAAAAAAAAAA
This is a messenger RNA of Meleagris gallopavo (turkey), 533 nucleotides long. The record is from RefSeq and is a predicted model, not a curated record. Lineage: Eukaryota; Metazoa; Chordata; Aves; Galliformes; Phasianidae.